GAACGCCCCGCCUGCAGCCCGCCCCCGCCAUCUGCGCUCCGCUCCGCCUGCUUGGGAUCAGCCUUUGGUGAUCUCCAGGACCCAAGCUUUCGGUAUUAUCUUCGGGACCGUUUCACUGGGAGUAGGCUUCUUUGGCUGUGGGCCUUCAGCAGAUGUCUGCCAUUUCCAACAUGAGAGUCUUCCUGCCUGUGCUGCUGGCAGCGCUUCUGGGUGUGGAGCAAGUCCAUUCCCUGAUGUGCUUCUCCUGCACUGAUCAGAAGAGCAAUAUGAACUGCCUGUGGCCGGUUUCAUGCGAGGAGACAGACAAUUACUGUAUCACGUGGUCUGCUGCUGCUGGCUUUGGGAAUGUCAACCUUGGCUACACCCUGAAUAAGGGCUGCUCCCCGAUUUGCCCCCGUGAAAAUGUCAAUGUCAACCUCGGUGUGGCAUCUGUGAAUAGCUACUGCUGCCAGAACUCCUUCUGCAAUAUCAGCACAGCUGGUCUCGGACUUCGUGCCAGUAUCCCAUUGCUGGGCCUCGGACUCCUGCUCAGCUUGCUGACUCUGCUGCAGCUAAGCCCCUGACGACCCCCAGGUGUUCUCCAUAUCCCCCCAGCUCAGGAAAAGCCCAGCUCCUUUUAGGUCCCAGGGGACCCUAGGAGCCUUCAGUUCCUCCUGGGUAUGUCUAGUUCCCCUCCACACUCUCUCAGCAUCAGGGUUAAGUACCAGAUUCACCCAUAUCUGCUCUGUUGAAAUGGUACUAGCUACCCUUGCUUCCAGAGCUAAUCCUCUCACCUCCCUUGGGGAACCAGGGAAGGGGUGAAGUAUCUCCUUGGAGUCUCAAGAGUACCAGAGUCAGCCCUGAAUCUUGGGGACACACUGACAAGGAUGUCUGACCCAAAUGAAUGAAUGCACAUCUAUGUGUUCAGUGUAUCCAUCUGUGAAUGAAGCUACUUGGAUUCUGGGUGGGCAAAGAAGACCAGAAAGAUUCUGGAGCAGAAGAAGGCCUGUGUCUCUACUAAAACCUGGUAUCUAGCCUUCCCCUGCUAUCACUGUACCUGCGUUGUACUCUGUUCAGGAGACUGCCCACGGAGGACUGCCACCCCUCCAGAUGAAGAAGGCUCCCACCCCCAGAUGCCGUUGAGUCCCUAUCUGCCCACACUGGCUUCCUGCUGCUCUUCUAGUGCCUCAAAUAAAUGGUUCCCACCCAUUCCGGCAAUGUCCUGGCUGUCCCUACCCUCUUCACCUUGCAGUCUUCCCCCUCCAGUCACAAGGGACCUGGGGAUCCUGCAAGCCCACAGCUCUGGUUAAGCGAUCCUGAAAGACCAGCCUAAUAGAGUGAUAUAUUCAUUCCUUUGAUGCCAGCUAAGUAAAAGCAGAGAUAUCUGGGAGGCCGGCCUGGUGCAUAGCAAAUCCCAGGAAUCUCUCUAGGCCCAUUUAGUGAGACAGGCCUGAGAGAAAAGAGGAAACAGAGAAGAGAGAAAGACAGAGCCUGAAAGUGUGCAGUCUCAGACUGAAAGUCAGCUGAGACGUUCAGCUACCCAUAAAGGCAGGCCCAUCAGGCUGGUCACACGUUCCCAAGCUCUGUCUGCACCGGAGAUUUCAGAGGCCUGCUGUUGCCCUCUGUCCUUCAUAAACUACACUAUAGUUUAAGCUGUGGAAGUCUGGCCGAAGCAAGUGAUAUUUGUCCACCCUAUAACUGACUUUGAUAUUCUUUUUUUUCAUUUUUCCUGGAAUUUUAAGAAAGUCUCACUAUGUUAAGACUAGCUGCCCCCAAACCCUGAGUAAUCCUGCCUCUGCCUCUUGAGUGUUGGAAUUAAAGGGAUGCACCGUCA
Messenger RNA from Apodemus sylvaticus (European woodmouse), 1813 nucleotides. Its product is annotated as lymphocyte antigen 6E. Lineage: Eukaryota; Metazoa; Chordata; Mammalia; Rodentia; Muridae. The record is from RefSeq and is a predicted model, not a curated record. The coding region runs from base 153 to 563 and encodes 136 amino acids. Gene Ontology annotation, molecular function: acetylcholine receptor inhibitor activity. The transcript is spliced from 4 exons.